AUGACGUCCGAACGACUUCUUAGGCCGUGGAAACCGGAACGUCAAAAGACAUAUAUAUUUCGAAAUGCAAACGUGGUCAACACUACAGAAGGAUCUAUCUUACCAAACACGACUGUCAAGAUUUCCAACGGAUUGAUUGAGUCUGUCUCGAAGACUGAGGAAGACUAUGUGGUUGUCGGAAACGACAACGAGAUUCUGAUUGAUCUCGGAGGCAAGUACCUUUGCCCGGGAUUAAUCGACAACCACGUUCACAUAUCAGCCGUACCUGGAGAGAAGAAUCUGGGAGACCUCUUUGGGCUUGAUAAAGGUAUUUCUUCGAUGAGACAACCAUAUGUCUGUCAGCAAAUGCUUCGUCGAGGAUUCACCAGCGUUCGAGAUUGUGGUGGUGCUCUCCUGCCACUGAAAGAGGCAAUCAAUGAUGGUGUCAUUCAGGGACCUCGAUUAUUCAUUGCCGGUCAUGCUUUGACACAGACGGGAGGUCAUGGAGAUGUCCGCGGCCCUCACAAUCACACGGACUGUUGUGGAGGGACCGUGAUAGCUCUGGGAAGACUUUGUGACGGGGUUCCAGAAUGCAUCAAGGGUGCGAGAGAGGAGUUGAGAACUGGUGCGGACUUCAUCAAGAUCAUGGCUGGAGGUGGUGUUGCUAGCCCUACAGAUAAACUAGAUAAUGUCCAGUUUACAGCAGAGGAAGUAAGGGCCAUAUCAGAAGUGGCCAAGAAUAGCAAUACCUACGUUACAGCUCAUGCAUACACGCCUCGAUCAAUCCGACAUGCGAUCGACAAUGGAGCAACGGGCAUAGAGCAUGGCAAUCUGAUCGAUGUAGAGACAGCAAAACACAUGGCAGAUAGAGACAUUUUCCUCACACCAACGCUCAUCGCAUACGCAGAGAUGGCCUCUCCUGACUUUCCAGGUUUCCUACCCAUCGAAUCCGAGACGAAGAACGCCGAGGUCCUCCGUGCCGGCCUACGAUCCCUCAAGCUUGCAUCAGAUGCCGGCGUUACGAUUUGCUAUGGAACUGAUCUACUGGGUCCACUUGGCAUUGCCCAGACGAAAGAAUUUACGCUACGAGCUCAGGCACUCAGUCCGAAGGCAAUCCUGCAAAGCGCCACGAUUAAUCCGGCAAGGAGAUUUGGAUUUCCUGGGUUCCUGGGGCAGAUUCAGCCGGGAUUUGCAGCUGAUAUGCUUAUCUUGAAUGAGAAUCCCUUGGAUGAUAUCAGUAUCUUUGAUGAUCCGGAUAAGCACUUGUUGGCGGUGAUCAAGGAUGGGAGGGUGUUCCAUAGCCGGUGGACCAAAUUAUCUCAGGAUGUUGUGAAAGCCGCGCCAAUGAUUGAGUGA
This is a messenger RNA of Lachnellula hyalina, 1335 nucleotides long. RefSeq lists its product as uncharacterized. The coding region runs from base 1 to 1335 and encodes 444 amino acids. Gene Ontology annotation, molecular function: hydrolase activity, acting on carbon-nitrogen (but not peptide) bonds. The transcript has a single exon. The record is from RefSeq and is a predicted model, not a curated record. NCBI's taxonomy places the organism in Eukaryota, Fungi, Ascomycota, Leotiomycetes, Helotiales, Lachnaceae.